Molecule: messenger RNA, 2343 nt
Organism: Pelagomonas calceolata
Lineage: Eukaryota; Pelagophyceae; Pelagomonadales; Pelagomonadaceae
Source: the annotation of a GenBank genome assembly
CUGAUUUCGCAGCUGCCAGAGCCUGCUUGUUUUACGGCCGUUGCGGCGAUUCCAACGCUGCACGCUGACCUCGACCUGUGUCCGUAUCGAUACAGUCGAAGUCCGCACACUGCACGUUCCCGGGCGCGCGUGUGCUGCACUUUCCUCGGAGUGCUCGGUAUUUUCCUCGGCCAAGCGUAAGCGUUACACAACGCUGCGAACCCACUGGACUAAAAGACCGCACUGGCUGCCAUCAGCCCCAUGGCCAAGCCCGCAAGUGCGAGAUUAGCAUGGGACAUUGAAUCGUAUGAUGUGAUCACGCCCCAAAAAGAAAAGAAGCGUAUACUGCACGCGCAGGGCGACGCGCUCCAUGCGGGCGAGAUGUUUUUGAUCGUCGGUCCCAGUGGAUCGGGCAAGACCUCGUUAUUGCGCAUAUUAGCGGGCAGGCACGCCCACGGCGACUGGCAGGGCCAAUUAGUGGCGGACGGUGCUAUUGCUGAUAGGCACCCUCGAAGGGCUACGGGCUACGUCGACCAGCACCCCCUGUUCUUCGCGACACUGACACCUAGAGAGACAUUAACGUUCACGGCGCGCCUACGGCUGCCCAAUUCCACAAAAAAGGACGUCGCAAGCAAGGUCACGCAAGUUUUGAACGAAUUGAACCUGGGCAAAUGCGCCUCUACCUAUAUAGGAGACGAACGACUCAAAGGCAUUUCGGGAGGAGAAAAAAAAAGGUUACAGGUGGCCGCGGAAAUGGUCUCCGACCCGACUUGUUUACUGUUAGAUGAGCCCACCUCUGGCCUGGAUGCGGCCACCGCGUUGCUGACGUGUCGCACGCUAUCACGUCUAGCGAGAUCCCCGGAAAAGCGAGCCGUGUUGGCCGUGGUGCACCAACCGCGAGCGUCCCUCCUACAACUAUUUGAUCGGGUUGUAGCUUUGAGCGAUGGGCGGCCGGUCUACGCCGGCUCUCCCAAUGACUUAUUAGCACAUUUUGAGAGUGUGGGGGCCCCGUGUCCGGCCCACGAGAACCCGGCCGACCAUUUGCUAGAUUUGGUAGCGAUCCCCGACGAGGUCGCGGGCGGCGAACAAACCGAAGAUGAACUCGAAGCAAGUGUGGACGACCUGCGGAAAAGGAAGGUCAUCGCGAAACAAGUGGCUGAUGCCUUUGCUUCCUCGCAGGGCGCCCAGGAUUCCAAAACACGCUUCCAGCAAGCCCAAAAGAGCGCUACGGGCACGCAACAGCCCCAGGGCAUCGCGUCGGGCUGGCUCCACCAGUUCAACGUGCUCCUACAGCGGGCCUGGCUGUAUAAAAUACGAGACGAGAUGGUCGUCAUCACGCAAGUGACCAUGGCCUGCAUCAUGGCCCUACUGUUAGGAGCCAUCUACUUCCAGCAGGGGUUGUCCCAAGCCUCGAUCCAGUCGCGAGUGGGCGCCAUCUCGUUCAGUAUGCUCCUCAUGUCCUUCAUAGCCUUUGAUAUUGUCCUCUUGUUCCCGAAGGAACGAGAUCUCUAUACGAGGGAGUCCCAAGCUGGGUUAUAUGGUGCAUCAGCAUUUUUUCAUGCAAGAUGCCUAGCAGAGUUGCCCGGCCACCUCACGGCCGGCGGAGCCUACGCGACGAUCGCCUACUGGAUGAUGGGCUUCCAGAACUCGCCCAUGAAGUUCGCGCACUUCUUCUUCCUCUGCGAGGCGGUCGUGUUUGCCGGGACGUCGCUGCUCAUCUUUUGCGGGUGUUGUGCUCGGGAUUUUGAGAUGGCCAACAACUACGUCCGAGUCGGCGCAGAAAAUGAACUUGAACUUGCCGGGGUCGCGGCGAUGGCGUCUUCAUGAGACCAUGUCGCGUCGAUGGCGUCUCCAUGAUCACACGAGAGUCUACGCGUCUUGCGAGAGGGCCGCGGCCGUUCCGCGACGGUAUCAAUCAAACGCAGGCCACCGUCUUCUUCUGCCUCUUCAUGAUGUUCGACGGCCACUACAUCAAUAAUAAAUCAAUACCAGCAGGAGCCAAGUGGAUCGAGGACGCGAACUUCUUCAACUGGGCCAUCAGUGCCGGUUCUCGUUCAGAGCUACUGGGCCUGGGCGACCUGCACGGCUGCUCGAACCCGGAAUCGUCGCGAUGCAUUUUUCAGAGAGGCGGCGACGCCGUCGACUACUACGGGUUCCGGGACAAGCCCUUCCGCAAAGCUAUAACCGCUAUAAUGCUGAUAUCCGUCGCGUUGCGAGCUUUAGCUUUUGUGGCGUUCAAGUUCCUCUUCACGGGGCGGCCGGUCUUCGACAGCUGCUCUUCCAAGAAGCAGUAGUCAUCGUCUGCACAAGACGGCGACGAAUUCGGAAAUCCUAUCUUAACCUAACUCGUAACGUAAAACACAC